AAAAAAAAAAGGGAAAAGGAAAUGGGAGUAUUUAGCUCCCGUCCUGUGGAGAAAAUUUUCUUUUCCUGAUGAAGCUAAGAUGAAGUUCACUGGCUGUUUGGGAAUAAUGGUUUCCAGUUUGAUUCUGUUUCUGGUUUGUUCUUUUACUUUCUUCUCCUGUGUGAGCAGCUGCAAUUCCAGCUGUCAAGAUAAACCUGUGAUAACUCCAUCCAGACUGGUGGUGAAGUUCGGUGAUCCAGCCUCUGCUACAUGUGUAGCCUGUCAGCAGGCCUGUCUUCCCCCAGAUGAAAAUCGUAUUGAUAUGGAAGUUUCUCUUGGAAUGGCUAACCUAAAUGAAAACACAGUGAGCUGGACAGUGAACCAAAUGACUGAGUGGGAAAUAAAUCCAAAAUGCUUCUAUACUACCGUAAAAGCUCAGUGCUGCACUGACCUGCCUGUUACUGUCUACAAACCUCCAGAAAGUGUGUCCUUCAGCAUAAAGCCCUCUGGACCUCUGAGUGAGGGUACAGUGGCCAUCCUGCAGUGUGAUGUACUGAACGUCGCUCCGGCUAAAAACCUCAUUGUGACCUUUUACAGAGGUCAGAGGUCUCUAGGUGAAGAGAAAAGCAGCAACACCACAAAGAAACCAGUCAAUGAGGCAUUUUCGUCGAACUACAACAUCAGCAAAGAAGACAAUCAAGUCCAGUUCUGGUGUGAAGCGAAGCUGGAACUGGGAGCUGAAGGACCACAGCCCCCUCUAGUGGUGAAAUCAAAGAAGACCACUGUCUCAGUUCACUGGAAACCAACAGAUUUGGAGACGACCUCCAAGCCAAGCGAUGACGCUCCCAGAUGGAAACUUUGCAGGUUCAUCCUCUGCUUGACGCUUUUAGUUUCUGCUUCUGUUUGAGUCAGAGUUCAUUAAGAUGCGCUGAUAAACUGAAAUCAGUCCAAUCAGCAGUUCUGACUUUCAGGGUGACGUGUCUGAAGAGAUUUCUCUGUAUAGUUACACUUUAUUUGGCUCUGCUCUUUUUAAAAAAAAAAGAUUUCUUCUAAUUGUGUUAAUAUGUUCUGCAUUCCUAUCCUGUGACAUGGUUUCUAUUACUUAAACUAUCGAUGUGUAAAAUAGCACUUUUCUACAACUUCUAAUACAUUUUUGAGUGAUAUUUGUGUCCUGAUAGCCCUGCCUAGUUUUUCUAACAUCACUUAAAAUGAGUCUCUCUCUCUUUUUUUUCUUUCUCUCAUGUAGCUGACAACGUGUUCUAAUUUUCUGAGUCUGAAUUUUGAGUUUUCAUUAUCUGUGAGACAUAAUCAUCAAAAUGACAAGAAAUAAAGGCUUUAAAUGUAUGUGUAAUGAUUCUAAAUAAAACAUUUUUUCUCCG
Messenger RNA from Gambusia affinis (western mosquitofish), 1358 nucleotides. RefSeq lists its product as uncharacterized. The record is from RefSeq and is a predicted model, not a curated record. Gene Ontology annotation, biological process: cell adhesion. Lineage: Eukaryota; Metazoa; Chordata; Actinopteri; Cyprinodontiformes; Poeciliidae. The transcript is spliced from 4 exons. Bases 80 to 886 code for a protein of 268 amino acids. Gene Ontology annotation, molecular function: integrin binding.